Molecule: messenger RNA, 1521 nt
Organism: Monoraphidium neglectum
Lineage: Eukaryota; Viridiplantae; Chlorophyta; Chlorophyceae; Sphaeropleales; Selenastraceae
Product: putative chromate transport protein
Exons: 8
Coding region: 1-1521 (506 amino acids)
Biological process (GO): chromate transport
Molecular function (GO): chromate transmembrane transporter activity
Source: RefSeq, a predicted model, not a curated record
AUGUCGGGUCAAAAGGGUUUCGCCUCAGGGGCGGCCGGCGAAGGCGCCAAUGCCGAUCAUGAGGCGAGGGGAUCCGCAGGUCUCCACCACCGCGGUGGCCUCAGCUCCAACGGAGAAUCUAAGGGAGCCAACGCCGAUGUCAAAAUUGCGUUGGGCGUGGAGACGCCCGCCGCAGUGGCUGCGGGCAAGGAUGUCGAUGGCGCGGCGGCAGCAAACGCACCAGUGGCCAUCGUCGAGCACGUGACGUAUGUGGACAUCGCCAAGCAGUUCUCCCUGCUGGGAUGGACCGCUUUUGGCGGCCCUGCUGCCCACAUCGGCAUCAUGCAGCGGCGCCUGGUGGACAAGUUGCACUGGAUGAGCACCGAAAUCUACGCAGAGCUGUUUGCGCUGUGUCAGUGCAUGCCAGGGCCGGCGUCCACUCAGCUAUCCUUCUCGAUCGGCAUCAUCAAAAGGGGCGUGCCAGGCGGCCUGAUCUCCGGCAUCUUGUUCCAGUACCCCGGGGCCUUCAUCAUGACGGCGGUCGGCGUGUUUGCUGCCAAGUACCUGGAGAACCCCCAGGGCGUGCUCAGCGGCCUCACCGCCGGCGUCUCGGCCGUCGGUGUGGCUAUGGUCGCGUCCGCCGCCAAGGCCAUGGCCGGCAAGCUCUGUGCCGGCUGGCUGCGCUCCGGCAUCUGCACCGCCGCCGUCGUGCUGGCCUACUACUGGCCUCAGGCGUACACGUUCCCCGCCGUCAUCAUCGCCGGCGGUCUGCUCACGCUGGCCUGGUCCUGGUUCCGCAAGGAGCCCGUGCCGCAGAACCUGGUCGACGAUGAGUCGAUCCGCAGUCACGGGCUCAACAAGGUGCAGGGCGGCCUCACGCUGGCACUCUGGGUGGCUGUGCUGAUCGUGUCCAUCGCGGUGGUGCGCUCGCUGCCGUCGCCGCCGCUGCUGCUCAAGUGGUGGGAGGCGUUCUACCGCAUCGGCAGCAUCAUCUAUGGCGGCGGCCAGGUCGUCCUGCCCAUGCUCUACACAGAGGUCGUGCAGCAGAACUGCGACGCCAGGACCCUCGUCUGUACCGACCGCCCCGACACCUGGGUCACCUCCAAGCAGUUCUACGCCGGCCUCGGCAUCGUGCAGGCGCUGCCCGGCCCGCUCUUCAACUUUUCCGCCUACCUUGGGGCGAUCAUGGCGAUCAACUCGGGGCACGUGUUUAUAGUGGGCACGCUGCUGGCCUGGUUCGGCCUGUUCAUGCCCGGCAUCCUGAUCAUCUUCGGCAUCAUGCCGUUCUGGGGCACCUUCCGCAACUGGGCGGUGUACAAGCGCGCACUGCCCGGUUUUAACGCCGCCGGCGUGGGCCUGAUCAUCACAUCCGUCUUCUCCCUCACGCUCGGCGCCCUGCAGGUGAGCCCCUUCCCGAGCACGUCCCUGUGCCUGGGCAUCAUCGCUUUCACAGCGGUGGACCAGCUCAAGCUCUUCGAGCCGGGGGUCGUCAUUGUCGGCGGCCUGCUGGGCAUGGCUGCCGGCGCCCUGCACAUGAAGUAG